AUGCCGCUCCCGCUGGAGGGCAGUUCAGUGACUCUGACCUGCAGCAGCAGUGAUGCCAACCCUCCAGUGCUGAGAUGCGGAGAAUACUACUGUGAGGCAGAGAAUGUGAUUGGGACAAAAAGAUCUCUUCCUAAACGUCUUGGUGUACAGUAUCCUCCAAAGAUCGUCUCAGUAUCAGUGAGCCCCUCUGGUGAAAUAGUGGAGGGCAGUUCAGUGACUCUGACCUGCAGCAGCGAUGCCAACCCACCAGUGCAGAAAUACACCUGGUAUAAGAAGAAUGACACUGGAGUCUGGCAGGCAGGAUCAGGACAGAGUUUGAACUUUUCUAACUUUAGAUCCUGGAACAGAGGACAGUACUACUGUGAGGCACAGAACAGACUUGGAGCUCAGAAUGCUUCUGCUCUACUGGUCACAGUGCAAGGAGGUCAGUCACUGAUCGCGGUUGCAGCUGUGGGAGUGGCUGCCAUUUUGGCUCUUGUGUUUCUGGGUGUUGUGUGCAUGAGGAGGAGAAAAUCAACAAAUGAGACAGAAGGGGACAGGCAGGGGAAUAAAAGCCCCAUUUAUGGCAACGUCUCAGGGAUGGCAAUGAGUCACACUGGAACACAGGGUACGGACAGAGACGACGGUGAAGUUCCCCUCUACGCCUCUGUUCAGCCCGCUAACACCCGCAACCAGGAUGAGCUUCUACCCUCCACUGUUCAAAAGCCACUCCCCCAGUGUGAGGAGGGUGUUCAGUACGCCAGCGUCCAGUUCCGCCCCUCCAGUGCUCCCCCCAGGUCACCAGCCCCAUCCGUAAAGGAAGACUGUGUUCUCUACAGCACACUUCGAAAACUGGACAUGUGAAAAUAAACCAGGAAGAUAUCUUGCUUCAUAAAAUUUAUUAAAACCAGUGAACUUAAACUCUCCUCAUGAACUCAGGUCACAUGACUGUGCCUUUGUCACAUGACCAGGAUGACUGUGGUUAUUGGAGUCAGCAAAGAUGUGCUCAGAAUGGAUCAUUCCUUUGGCAUUUUAUCAACAUUUACAUGCAUAACUGCUCAUGUAUUAAUUGUGUACACAAAGUAUUAUCAAGAUGUUGGUGCCUGAUAGCUAUUAUCAUUGCUGAAUGUAUUCAUUGGCCAAAUAUACUGGAGAAUUGGGCUUUAUAUGUAAUUCAAUUUUUUAAAUUCUUUUAUUAAUACUUGUAUAACAUUUAUUAUUACAGACAUUCUUGUGCACA
Molecule: messenger RNA, 1219 nt
Organism: Anguilla rostrata (American eel)
Lineage: Eukaryota; Metazoa; Chordata; Actinopteri; Anguilliformes; Anguillidae
Product: B-cell receptor CD22-like
Exons: 8
Coding region: 1-843 (280 amino acids)
Source: RefSeq, a predicted model, not a curated record